This is a messenger RNA of Exophiala xenobiotica, 4038 nucleotides long. RefSeq lists its product as uncharacterized. The transcript has 5 exons. The record is from RefSeq and is a predicted model, not a curated record. NCBI's taxonomy places the organism in Eukaryota, Fungi, Ascomycota, Eurotiomycetes, Chaetothyriales, Herpotrichiellaceae. Bases 614 to 3622 code for a protein of 1002 amino acids. Gene Ontology annotation, molecular function: RNA binding; protein binding.
CACCGCUGGAUGAUUUGGGCCGUUCUGAUGGUGAGAACGCGCCGAGAGAAUUACAAUCGAGCAUUGUAGAAGCUCUAGACCCUCACAUAUGCGCAUAGAAGGCCUAUUGGUGCCCUGCAGUGGUCUGCUGGCGAAUUGACACUUGUUUGGAGGAUGUGAUCUGAGCCUGACGGAUACGAAAACACCAUGCCAUGCCUAUCUCAAUAUUUGAUCUACUUGCCCUGACGGACUGGCUGGCUGAUCGCUCACUUUGACCAUCAGCCUUUCUCUAUCCGCAAUUACCAGUUCGACCAGCGUGCUGACCUGACACCCGCUUGGCACCAUUACGGCUUUCCUUCUCUGAGCAGGGAGUCUCUAUCAAGAUCUCUUCAUCCGCUUCAUCCGCUUCAUCCGCUUCCUUCUUCUUAUCCGCUUCAUCCUCUUCAUCCCCUUCAGCUCGCUGGCACUCAUCCCAGCCUACCAGCAUCCUCGUCUCAUCGAGAUCCUACUCUCCCUGUCGAGUCCAUCUCAUUUGAGGCACUGUUUCUCCCACACACAACCUUUCAGCAACGUCCAAUUCCUGUGUCAACUCUAACCUCAACCCAACGCCUUACGCUAAAGUCUGCAAGUCAUCAUGAGUGGUCCCGCUCGCAAGAGAGGUGCUGGUCGGGCGACUAGAGGUCAACCGUCCAGCGAGACCAGCUCUCGUCGCGGUGAUCGCUUACAACCAGGUGGUUUCGCAGGUGGCUACGAUGGUCCUGCCAGUCGAGGUUCUGCCUCAAACGUCGGCUCUGGUCAUGGUGGCUCUCCCACUGCCCCACAAGGUGGCUUCGCUCCUCAAGCGCCUUCUGCAGGAAGUCGUCGUAGUAGCCAAUCUGGCGGUGCACCACCACAACCCAGUCAGCCGGCAGCUCCACGAGGCGAUCCAGCUCGGGAGUCUCAACCACGAUACACUGACCAGCUGCGCAAUGUCGACUUGCCUGCGUCAUUCUACAACAUCGACCAGUUGUACUCUUUGCCCACAGAGUUCACCAAACGCCCAGGCUUCAACAACACCGGAAAAGCUGUCCAAGUCGCAGUCAAUGCAUACCCCGUGGUCCAGUACCCGACAGUCCAGAUUUUCCAAUACGAUGUUGUCAUCGGCAGUGGUUCUGAGAAGCGUGCAGUCCAGCGCAAGGUCUGGAACUCCAAAGCACGUAAGGAUGAAACAGGUCCAUCCAUGUUGUACGAUGGCAGUCGUCUUGCCUGGUCUCUGAAAAACCAAAAGGAGAUUCGUCUCAUGAUCAACCUUGAUGCAGAAGAAGGUCGUCCAUCCAGAGAUGACAGAAACACCUUCCGUCUUCACAUCCGCCAGACAAGACGGCUCGAUAUCAGUCUCCUCCAACAGUAUCUCGCUGGCAGAGUUCAGUAUGGCCCAGAAAUCGGCGAGUGUAUCAGUUUCAUGGACCACCUUCUCCGAGAAGGUCCUUCCAACGACCCCCAAUUCCUCGCUUUUCGCCGAUCUCUAUUCAAGCGCCAGGGACUUCGCAAUGAUCUAGGCGGGGGCAUUGAAGUCUGGCGUGGCGUCUACCAGUCCAUGCGUCUUGCAGAAGGUCAGAAGCUGAUCAUCAACCUAGACGUCGCCAAUACCUGCUUUUGGAAGCCAGGCUCGCUUCUGAGUGCUAUCAUCACCAAGUCGAGGCUGCGUGACGCCAAUCACGUUGCUGCUAUCUUGGCCCCAAAACAGACCAAUGGAUCUCUAGAGCCCAGUGGCGAGUACAAGACCGUCCGGGCAUAUCUCAAAUUCGUCACCGUCAUCGCUCAGUACAAGGGCAACCCUUUCCCCAAUAAGGAAUGGAAGAUUCUCAACAUCAGCCUCACCAAUGCUCAUCAGGAAAUGCUCGACUGGAAAGAUCCCCAGACCAAGCAGCCAACUGGAGAACGCGUUUCAAUUGCUCAAUAUUUCAAACGCAAGUACAAUGUGGCAUUGACGAACCCGAAUCUUCCGCUUGUGGAGAUGACGAAGAGAGGUGUCAAAUACCCUCUCGAGCUCCUCCAGAUCGUUCCAGGUAGUCGCUAUGGAGCCAAGUUGGAUGAGAAUCAGACUGCCAAUAUGAUCAAAUUCGCGGUUUCGCCACCUGCCCAACGUCUUGCUGCCAUCAAUGAAGGCAAAUCAUGGCUCAAUUGGGGAGGCGACAAGUACCUCAACAACUAUGGCCUACGCAUCAGCAGCGAACCCGUCAAGACCAAUGCUCGAAUCCUUCCUCCGCCAGGUGUGAGAUUCGGCAACAAAACUCAGCAGCCUGGUACUAAAGGCCGCUGGGACCUACGUGGCUGCAAAUUCUUCAGCGCCAAUCCUCAGGAACUUGUCUCUUGGGGUAUUGGAAUCUUCCCUGGCCGCAUCAGAGCCGACAAAGCUCAGAUCGACAGAUUUGCGCUAGACUUUGCCCGCGCUUACCGCGACCAUGGGGGUCAAGUGGCAAAUGCCCCUCCAGUGGUUAUGAUGUUGAGGGCUGAUGCUGGUGAAGCUGUUGCUGACCUCUAUCAAGCGACUGGAAAUAAAUUCCAGCGUCGCCCACAGUUGCUCAUCUUUUUGCUCCAAGAUCGCAAUGCAUACCACUACCUUCGCAUCAAGAAAUCCAUGGACGGCAGAUAUGGCAUUGUCAGUCAGUGUAUGCAGCUUCAACAAGUCUUGAAAGGCAAUCCUCAAUACUACUCAAAUGUCCUCAUGAAGGUCAAUGCCAAAUUAGGCGGUACGACUGCCCAAGCGGUUUCAGCUCAAGGAUCAGGGUUCAAAGGCUUUAAUCAGCCUACUCUGAUCAUCGGCGCAGAUGUAUCUCAUGCAUCACCCGGAAGCCCGCAGGCAUCAAUGGCGGCCAUCACUUGCAGCUUCGACAGAUUCGGUGGACGUUAUGCUGCUGCUUGCCAGACCAAUGGUCAUCGUGUUGAGAUGAUUACCGAGAACAACUGGACCAGUAUGUUGAAGCCUCUUGUCUCUCAGUGGAUGAGCCAGGUUGGCGGCGGCGCAGCUCCUCAACAGGUCUACUACAUUCGUGACGGCGUCUCUGAGGGACAAUUUGAUCAUGUUCUUCAUCAGGAAGUCCCCCAUAUCAAGGCCGUCCUCGAAAUGUGCAACAACCAGAAGAAAUGGGGCGGCAAGAUCACCGUCAUCAUUGCCGGCAAGCGACACCAUAUCCGAUGCUUUCCUGGUAACAAUCCCAACGCUGCCGACAAUAAAGGCAACCCGCUCCCUGGUUGUUUGAUAGAGAGAGAUGUCACCACGCCCAACGAAUUCGACUUCUAUCUCUACUCUCACAUUGCGCUUCAAGGUACAUCUCGUCCCACCCACUAUUCCGUCAUCCACGACGACGCGCAGCUUCCGCCAAAUCAUGUGCAGAACAUGCUCUACGAACAUUGCUAUCAAUACAUGAGAUCGACCACCAGUGUAUCUCUACAUCCAGCGGCAUACUACGCUCAUUUGGCAUCCAAUCGUGCCAAGGCGCGCGAAGACAUACCAGCUACCGCAGGACCUCAAGGUGGCCCGGGCUACAAGAUGAAGACUCCAAGUGGCAGUUCCCAGCCCUCGGAUUCUGAGGUUGCUCCACUUUUGCCUCUGUUCACUGGCGCAGGGCCCUCAAUCCUUUGGUCGAUGUGGUACAUCUGAUCAACACCACUUCCUUGACAAGAUAGCCACCAGCUUGAGUCCUGAAUCGGCAUUUUUGUCCCAUGAGUAUCAUCAGCACACAUCCCCAUCGACUUCUGCACACGAGGUUGCUUGCAAGGUCAGCCGGCAUGCACUCAGUGGGCGGAGAAGAAUUGAGAGCAGUUGAAGUCUCUGCUCCGGAACAAAAGGCGAGGUCAUGAUCAAUUGGCCACAUUUCUUUUUGCAGCAUGCAUUGGUUGAGAAAACGGAAUUCACAAAAAAAAGUACAGUCCAGGUGGUAGUCACUUCCAUGCUUCGGGUGGUUUAAGUGGCUUUCCCAGUGAUUGUCAACCAUCCUACAGCACGAGCUUCUCAUUACUUCAGCUGGCUGGAUGGUCUCUCUUAGUUUAGCUUCCCCCAAUGAAAUUCAUUCAAUG